UUCUCUCUCUCUUCCCUCUUUCUCUCUCUAAAAAGCCCCCUUUUUUAUUUAUACCCCUCCAUGUCUCCCAAUUUCCUCUAAACCCCAUUUCCCCCAAUUCUAUUUCAAUUCAGUCCCCAUGGCCUUUUUCUUUUUUCUCCUCUUCUUUUCCUCUGUUUUCGCCUCUUCUCUCUUUCUCUUUCUCUUUCUCCGCCCGGCGAGAUUCCGGCGUGUCAGGCUGCCACCGGGGACACUCGGCCUCCCCUUCAUCGGUGAGUCUCUUCAACUCAUCUCCGCUUACAAGACCGAGAACCCCGAACCCUUCAUCGACGAGCGUGUCCGACGAUUCGGACCGGUUUUUACAACCCACGUGUUUGGAGAGCCGACGGUUUUCUCCGCGGAUUGGGAGACGAACCGGUUCAUUCUCCAGAAUGAGGAGAAGCUUUUCGAGUGCAGCUACCCGGGUUCGAUUUCCAACCUGCUUGGGAAGCACUCUUUGUUGGUGAUGAAAGGGAGUUUACAUAAGAGAAUGCAUUCUUUGACUAUGAGCUUCGGGAAUUCUUCCAUUAUUAGGGAUCAUCUUUUGGUCGAUGUGGACCGGUUGAUUCGCCUCAAUUUGGAGUCUUGGACCGGCAGGAUCUUCCUCAUGGAGGAGGCUAAGAAGAUAACGUUUGAGUUAGCAGUGAAGCAAUUGAUGAGCUUUGAUCGGUGUGAAUGGACUCAAAAUCUGAUGAAAGAAUACCUUCUUGUCAUCGAAGGCUUUUUUACCGUCCCUUUCCCUCUCUUCUCCUCUACUUACCGUCGAGCCAUCCAGGCACGUGAGAAAGUGGCGGAGCAAUUGGGGACGGUGGUGCGGCAGCGGAGGAAAGAGACCAAGGAGGGAGAGAGGAAGAAGGACAUGCUUGGAGCUCUCCUCGCCGGAGAAGACGCCCUCUCCGACGACCAAAUAGUCGAUUUCUUAUUGGCUCUACUGGUCGCUGGAUAUGAAACCACGUCAACCACCAUGACCCUCGCCGUCAAGUUUCUCACGGAGACGCCGCUGGCUUUGGCCCAAUUACAGGAAGAGCACCACCAAAUCAAAGCAAGGAACAAGCAAUCACACCAACACCUUCAAUGGAAUGAUUACAAGUCCAUGCCUUUCACCCAAUGUGUUGUCAAUGAAACAUUACGAGUUGCCAACAUCAUCAGUGGCGUGUUUAGGAGGGCAAUCACCGACGUAAAUAUCAAAGGCUACACAAUUCCAAAGGGAUGGAAGGUUUUUGCAUCAUUUCGUGCAGUACAUUUGGACCAUGAUCACUUCAAAGAUGCUCGCUCUUUUAACCCAUGGAGAUGGCAAAAGACUAGUUCCGGCUCCACCACGCUUAAUGCUUUUACGCCCUUCGGAGGAGGUCCCAGACUAUGCCCUGGUUAUGAGCUUGCCAGAGUCGAGCUCUCUGUCUUCCUUCAUCAUCUCGUCACUCAAUUCAGUUGGGUUCCGGCAGAGGAUGAUAAGUUGGUAUUUUUCCCAACAACAAGAACACAGAAGCGCUAUCCAAUCUAUGUGACGCGGAAGAAAGACACUACACACUCAUCCACCACACACGUCAAGGGAGGCGAGGCGAGUCGAGUCGAGUCAGGUUUCAAUAUGUAGAGGGGAGUCUAAUGUUUCUGUUCAUCUUGUAUGAAUAAGAUUAUAUGCUAAAUUAAUAAGUUUUAAUUAUAUACACACAAUAUGGAGCUACUCAAGUAGUAC
Messenger RNA from Cucurbita pepo subsp. pepo (vegetable marrow), 1711 nucleotides. RefSeq names its product 3beta,22alpha-dihydroxysteroid 3-dehydrogenase-like. Gene Ontology annotation, molecular function: monooxygenase activity; iron ion binding; oxidoreductase activity, acting on paired donors, with incorporation or reduction of molecular oxygen. Lineage: Eukaryota; Viridiplantae; Streptophyta; Magnoliopsida; Cucurbitales; Cucurbitaceae. Gene Ontology annotation, biological process: sterol metabolic process; multicellular organism development; brassinosteroid biosynthetic process. The record is from RefSeq and is a predicted model, not a curated record.